Messenger RNA from Peronospora farinosa, 1101 nucleotides. Lineage: Eukaryota; Oomycota; Peronosporomycetes; Peronosporales; Peronosporaceae. The record is from the annotation of a GenBank genome assembly.
AUGCAUCGCCGUACUCUUUGGACGAGAUCUGCCACUACCUUGCGACGCAAUGUCCAUAAUCAACAAACAAUUUCUAAAGCUGUACAAGAAAUCCGUGAGCUUCUAAGCCACACUUUCACUUUACUAGCAACCUCCUCCUCCGUCUCUAAGUCAGCUUGCAAUGACGCCAAAGCGCUGGUAGCCAAUGCUUUGCUGCCACGACUCCCAUUUAGCAACGACGUCUUUCUUCAUGGGGAACGAAAGUUGACCGAGCUGGAGGCUGCACAGUUGAGGGUCUCAGUGGAACAACGUGCCAAGGGUAAACCUCUAGCUUACAUUAUUGGUAAAAAAGAGUUUUGGUCAAUGGAUUUUCGAGUGACUAAAGACACACUCAUUCCACGAAGUGAUAGUGAAGUACUAAUUGAAACUUUGGUGGAGCAAUUUCACCCGCAGACACCACUGCAGAUUCUGGAUAUUGGAACAGGCACCGGUUGUUUACUACUCUCAGCGCUGUCCGAGUUCCCGCGUGCUACUGGAGUUGGAAUCGACAUAUCUCUAGGUGCUCUUGAGGCUGCAAAAGAGAAUGCCCGUUUUCACAACUUAGAUGGUCGUAGCAAUUUUGUUCUUCGAGACUUGCAGACGCUGCCGGGGCUUCAAAAUGAUGAUGAAGCCAUGUACCAACGCUUUGACGUUAUCUUGUGCAACCCUCCGUACAUACCACGUCGAGAACUUCAUCUUGUAGAGCCUGAUGUGCUCGAGUAUGAACCACAUCUCGCACUGUUUCCGGAUGGUGGACCCACACGUAAAGACACUGGAGCGGACCCCGAUGGGUUACGAAUGUACCAAUUGCUGUACGAGAGUGUUGAUAACCUCUUCAAAAACCACGCAGAGCGUGUAAAAGGAUUCGGGGAAGGAGUGCUGGGACAUCACACGACAAAAAACUGCCUUUUGAUGGAAAUCGGUUCAGAGGACCAGGCGCGUUUAGUACAAAAGCUUUUUACUCGCAAAGUUAUGACACGAAAUGGAGGAGAUAUGAUGGAAAAGGAGUCUUUGCUGCAGUUUGAGCGUUUUCUUUAUGAUGCAAGCGAGAAAUGUCGUGGUCUGUGCUUUAAGACACAUUAA